GUUUGUUUUGACCCGAGCUCAUCCACCGGUGCUGACAUAACUUGGCGUUACCUAACUCUCUUGAGCAGCCAACCCAAGCUCGGUCGGUCUCUUACCUAAUCCCCGCCGAGCUGGCGACAACUCCUGAAGCUGUUUUGUCAUUCUGGCGGUCAUCUGCGACGUGCUAAGGCUGCGUGCUGAGUCAGGAAGCUGGCCGCAAACAUGGCUAGCAACGUCAAACUCGAGCAGGGUGCUCACCAGCAACCUGUGGGAGUCGCGCCCAUUGCUGCUCAACCACAGCACGCCGCGUACGCAAGCCCCAGCUUUGGAAACCACUCGCAGCCGGCCCCCGGAGGGUCCGGAUCCAACAACUCCCAGCCACUGCCACAUGGAUAUAGUGAUCCGCAACCCCCAUCCAACGAGGUCGACAUCCAUCCAGAACUGCGAUCCAGUCACGAGCCGCCUGCGGCAGUUUCCGCCUACCCUCCCGUGCCUAAUAUGAUUCCGCCUGGCGUGGCGCCUCCGGAUCAAGCGGUUGCCAUGUCCGGGCCUUCUGCGCCGGUCGCCCCGGCGGCCGGCGCAAUGCCCGCUGGAGAGGGUGCGACGGAUGGCCGGAAGGCCAAGCGCGAGCUGUCUCAAUCUAAGCGCGCUGCGCAGAACAGGGCUGCACAGAGGGCAUUCCGCCAACGGAAAGAGGGAUACAUAAAGAAACUGGAGCAGCAAGUGCGUGACUAUGGCGAAAUGGAGAUCAGCUUCAAGGCGCUCCAGUCCGAAAACUACGCGCUGCGACAGUACGUCAUGGCAUUGCAGGCCCGCCUGCUCGAAACCCAAGGCGAGUAUCCGCCGCCGCCCCCGGGCAUCGACCCAGCCCAGCUCAACCCGCACGCGCAACCACCCCCGAUACGCCCCGACGCCGACGCGCCCGAGACCGCUGCGGCGGGAGCGGCCGGAGCGGUCCCCGCCGUGAACUCGCUCGAGGUGGCCGCCCAGGCUGUCGCCGGCCUCACCCGCGGCGAGCACCUGGCCGCUCGCGACGCCUACCCGCCUGUCCGCAACGACGACGACGCGAGGACGGCCGAGGCGAUCACCCGGCAGCUGCAGGCCGAGCCAAACCCCGACGGGCUGCCCACCGCACCAAUGUGAGAGACCUGGCUCGCCUCAAUCCUGGAAGCUUGGGUCGCCUGCGCCACGACGCGGUCUGCCUGUGGUCGCUUCCCACUCCCUCUUUUUUUGUUAAGGCGGAAAAAGGAAAGGAAGGCGUUGACGACUUGGUGCGCAUCUCGAGGCGGGCAACCUGCUGAAGGGGUGGUCACUUUUCUCGCUUUUCUCGCGGUGGAGAGACGUCCCGUU
Molecule: messenger RNA, 1329 nt
Organism: Thermothielavioides terrestris NRRL 8126
Lineage: Eukaryota; Fungi; Ascomycota; Sordariomycetes; Sordariales; Chaetomiaceae
Exons: 3
Coding region: 520-1122 (200 amino acids)
Cellular component (GO): RNA polymerase II transcription regulator complex
Molecular function (GO): transcription cis-regulatory region binding; DNA-binding transcription activator activity, RNA polymerase II-specific
Source: RefSeq, a predicted model, not a curated record